UGGGUAAAGGGAAAUGGAAGUCUACAGACUGGGAUAAGAGAUUGAAGUCCGAAUGUGGAACUUGUUUUUGUCUGUGAGGAAAUACUUUAAGGGAAAUGUAUCUUAGGGCCUUUUGUGUGCGUUACCUUUCAUGCGCAAACCAGUAAUGGAUUAGAGAACUAGUAGAUUCCUCUCAGAUUUGAUGAUUGAUUUGAUCAGAUGAGCAGCCUCAGUCAGUGCAGUGAACAGACCGACAACAGCAACAGCCUCCAUUCCUCAGCUGCCUCUCCUCAGCCCAUGACUGCUGCACUACAGCAUGUAGACAGCAGUGCUUUCUCCUGGGGCUUUUGCAAAUGAAAAUGGAGGACGUGUCUCUGUCCAGUAUGGACAACAGUAAGAUGGAGGGCUUUGCUCAAGAGAUCCUGUCUGAUCUGGUGGAGGACGCUUGUUUGGGGCUUUGUUUCGAGGUUCACAGGGCUGUCAAACAGGGAUACUUUUUCCUGGAUGAUACAGACCAGGAGAGUAUGAAGGACUUUGAAAUCGUGGACCAGCCUGGAGUAGAUAUUUUCGGGCAAGUGUACAACCAGUGGAAAAACAAAGAGUGCGUGUGUCCCAACUGCAGCCGGAGCAUCGCUGCCUCACGGUUUGCUCCUCACCUGGAGAAAUGCCUCGGCAUGGGCCGCAACAGCAGUCGCAUUGCCAACCGAAGAAUUGCGAGUGGCAACAACACAAACAAAUCAGAGAGCGAUCAAGAGGACAAUGAUGAUGUCAAUGACAAUGACUGGUCUUAUGGGGCAGAAAAGAAAGCCAAGAAGAGAAAGUCAGAUAAGGUAUUUUUACAUUCUUUGAAACAGCCUGUGCACUUGAAUCCAAAUUCACCAAGAAGAUCCAAAUCCAUGAAACAUAAAAAUGACUGAACAGAAGAAACGAACCGGGGAAAAUUUCCACGUCAAAGAAGGCAGAGCCUCAGAGCACACCUACUCAUUAUGCAAUCGUCACGGACCAAUGGUAGUUCGAAGGCAUUUACCAGCCAGAGCAAACCUUUCCAGAAAGUUUGCUUUUGCAAGCUGUUUCGAACACCCAAAGCGAACUCCAAAUGAUUUUGUUCGAAAUUACAUCACACCAGUUCGUUCUUCGAUUUCACUUGCAGUAUAUGGGGCCUGUAGUGGUCAUUCACACAGAACUUGUUUUUGCUUUGAAAAAUGUGACAUUGGAAAUGGGGGGAAAACGCAAGACGCAUUUAUUUUGGAAUUAAACUUCUUUUGCUUAAUUGUCAAACACGACCAUCUAGCGCAUGUUUACAAAGAAACACAAUGGAAAUGCAGUGGAGUGGAAUACAAAAACAUUCUGUGUUAACGGCCCCUUAAGUUGCAUUCAGCAAGUCCAAGGUCCAAUUUAAAAGGUUUACAUGCCGGUUAAAAAUGUUGUAAGUGAUAAUGUAUGCUAGCAGUCAACGGUCUUUGAGUUAUUGAAAGUUUUUGAAAAUAAUUUUAUUUAACUGUCUGGUGAAUGGUUUUCUUGAGCUUUGCUUGGUCCUAAGCGAUGUGUGGAGAACUGGGACAGUUCGUGCGUGUUGCUAAGAGAUGAGACAUUCUCUCAAUAACACUGUGGGUAGCAGGAGUCACUAACUACCCACAGUGCCACACAGUUCACCUUAUCACGGGAUUGUGUGAUCUGAAUUAUGCUGAUCAGUGGAGGAGAUGUGGACUAAUUCUUCUGUCAUUCAGUUUACUUUUUCUCUUUUUUUCUUGUCUUCAUUAUUUUUUUGCACAAUCUCUCAUAUCCUGUUCAUGCAGCUUUGAUGGCUGGUUUCUCAAAAAUGACACAUCUAUGAUAGAGGAACUUGCACGAUUCUCUCAGGGAGGAAGUAAGAACUCAUUGUAUCAGUAGACAGACGCUGGGCCAGUUGAGCUCUCCCAUCACUAAGGUGCAGGAUUCUUUCUAAAUGAACGAUUCUCAUAUGCAGUCUUUCAUUCUGGGAGGAUUUUGCAACAGUUAAUAAUUAAAUUGUUAAAGAUUAAUAACAAAAAAUAUAAAACAUAAAUCAGUGUGAACAGUUCCCAGUCAGUCCUAAUCGAGUAAUUACUACACAGGUUUUUAUUACAUUUUUGGAGAAUCAUGAUCCAGUAGAGUAUUUUCUUCUCUCUAUAGUUUAAUAGCCAAAGUGUGGUACAAUUGUACUAUAUUAUGUCACUAGAUCUAUAGCACAUCAUCAUACUACGUUUUUUUUCAAUAGCAAGUUAUUGAUUACAAAGAGAGCGAAGACAGUUUGGCAUAGAUCUCCAAAAAGAAUUAAGGCUUGAGAAUAUCUUUAUCAUUGAAAUGUUUUUCUUUUCUCGUUUUUUUUUUUAUGUUUUAGAUGUUUACAGUGUAAGGUGUCCUGUGCGGUCUCACUUUGUUUGUGACUGUGUGUAUAUAUAUAUUUGACUAGGUGAAAGAUGCUGCUAUCCUGACUGUGAGCCGUACGCUUAUGGACAUGUCAUGUAAUAAAAGAUCAGAACUCUGAA
Cyprinus carpio (common carp) is the source of this 2486-nucleotide messenger RNA. Its product is annotated as ataxin-7-like protein 3. Gene Ontology annotation, biological process: regulation of transcription by RNA polymerase II; positive regulation of DNA-templated transcription. Gene Ontology annotation, molecular function: transcription coactivator activity. The record is from RefSeq and is a predicted model, not a curated record. Lineage: Eukaryota; Metazoa; Chordata; Actinopteri; Cypriniformes; Cyprinidae. Gene Ontology annotation, cellular component: SAGA complex; DUBm complex.